CUCUCUCUUCCUCUCUCUUCUCUUUUCCCAAUUUUAAAAUUCUGCUGAUGAUGGUGCAGUUGAUGAGUACUCCAUUUAAAUAGUUUAAUUAUGGUUUUUGGGUUCCUUUUUUAAUCAAAAAAUAUAAAGCAUAUACUAAAUUAACCAUAUGUUUCCAGCAAAUGGUGGGUGUCUCCAUGUUGGAUCUCUCUCACUUCUUCUUUUUCUUCUUCACCUUGGUGUUCUCCUUCAACACUCUAGCUAACUCACUUUCUCUUCCCUUCAACACUUCAACAUCACUUGACUCUGCUGUUACUAACCUGAACUCACUCCCAACGUUUCUUUUCUCUUUGUUUUCAUUGCAUAUUAUGUAACGUUGCCACCUUUGACUUGUUUUGUGUGUUUUUUCUUCUUCCUCUUUCCUCCUUUGAGUUGUCUCAUGGCUCAUGUGCUUAUCUCUUCUUAAUGUCUGAAUAAAUAUGCACAAACCUAUGUCUCAAAAUCUUCACUUUUCUUUGCUCUUUCUUCUGAAAAUCAAUCCUUGGUCCUUGUGUUAACUGUUCUCUAUGAAGGCUGAUAUAUCAACCAACUUCUCAUGAUGUGAAGCAUUUUAGAUUUUGUGUUGGGGGCGUCUUUAUCUUUCAUAAGGUUACUGGAAAUUCAUUUGACUAAGGGGAUUGAGGGUUUCCCUGAUCAAUAUUCAACAGAGGACAGAUAGAAGGAGCAUUUCCAAGAAAUGACCUAUUAUGAUUAGUGAAAAAGCAUCACCUAUCCCAACCUUUGAUAGUGGCUUUUGUUUCAGUUACCAUAAAAAGAUGAGAGUUCUGGAGUUAUCACCCUCUGAUGGCAAUGGUUCCUCUGAUAAUGGAGAUGAACCUUUACCUCAGGAUGCAGAUUAUAGCAAUGUUCUGAGUCUCAGCGAUGAGCUAGAGACUUCAAUCUUGGCAAGAUUUCCAAGAUCACAGCACUGGAAACUAUGCUUUCUCAACAAGCGGUUCUUAACUCUAGCAAGGAGUGGUGAGAUCUACAAAAUCAGGAGAGAGUUAGGAUUCAAAGAGCCUUCGGUUUUCAUGUUAGCAAGUGGGGAUUGCAAUUGGUGGGGAAUGGAGUGGCCUUUUAAAUCAAGCAAGAAGCUCCCUCCUAUUCAAUCAGAUUAUAGUUUUGAGUUUGGAGAUAAGGAGUCAUUUUGUGCAGGUUCCCACUUAUUAGUCUCAGGCAAGGAGAUUGAUGGAACUGUUAUUUGGAGGUUUGAUUCAAUAAGAAACGAAUGGCUCAAAGGGCCAUCUAUGAUCAACCCUAGGUGUCUUUUUGCAUCAGCCACAAGUGGUGCCUUGGCUUUUGUUGCUGGGGGUCUUGAUGCAAGAGCUUACUCCUUCCAAAUCUUGGAUUCUGCUGAGAAGUACAAUUCUGAAAGCCAGUGCUGGGAACCCCUCCCAAGGAUGAACAAAAGGAGAAAGUUUUGUUCAGGCUGUUUCAUGGAUAACAAGUUCUAUGUCCUUGGAGGACAAGAUGAACAUGGGAAGGACCUCACUUGUGGGGAAUUCUUUGAUGGGAAAACAAACAAUUGGACCUUGAUUCCUGAUAUGUGGAAAGAUAUUCCACUUUUUGUUUCACAAUCUCCACCUCUUCUUGCUGUUGUGAACAAUGAGUUGUACACACUGGAUUCUUCUUCCAAUGAGCUGAAAAUGUAUGAGAAGGGAAGCAACUCAUGGAAGACUUUAGGAGUGGUUCCUGUGAGGGCUGAUGCACAAGGAGGUUGGGGUGUGGCAUUUAAGUCUCUUGGUGAUGAGUUACUUGUUAUUGGUGCACCUUCUGUAUCCCACUCCGAGCGUGCCUUGUCUAUGUACACAUGUUGCCCUGAUCCUGAUGAUGAGAAAUUGAGGUGGAGGCAAAUUGGAUGUGGCAACAUUCAGCUCAAUCACUUUAUCCGAAAUUGUGCUGUGAUGGGAACCUAAAUUUUCAGCAACAAGAGCUUGGAAUCAAUAUCAAAAUAAAACUUGGAGGUUAAUCUGGAGUGUUGUCUCUAAUACAAGCUGCAUUCAUUUGAUGAUUUUAUCUUUGUUUCUGUUAUGACACAUGUUGUCACUUUGAAACAACUUAUUGUUAGGAAGCUUGUUGAUGUAUCUUCUACCUUUCAUCUUUAACUUAAGUAGGAGUGAAAAUGGCAAGUAUUGUCCUAUUAUUGUGGGUGAAGAAAAACGGAUUAUGAGAUUCAAAGCUCAAAUGCUACUUUUUCCCGCUUGUUCUGAUGCUGAUUAUGUCAAGAUCUCAAAUCAUGUUAUUCAAUAUCAAAUUUGAAUCAUUUGCUUCA
Molecule: messenger RNA, 2290 nt
Organism: Cajanus cajan (pigeon pea)
Lineage: Eukaryota; Viridiplantae; Streptophyta; Magnoliopsida; Fabales; Fabaceae
Product: F-box/kelch-repeat protein At3g27150
Cellular component (GO): cytosol
Molecular function (GO): protein binding
Source: RefSeq, a predicted model, not a curated record